AAUAUAGCAGAGGCAGAAAUGUUGGCACCGUAUUGAGGGGAAGAGCAACAUGUUGCGCACUUCUGAAAACUCAGAACUCCGUAUCUGUUCAUGCAUUUUCACAGAGGAUUUAAAAUAUAUAUUUUCUUGGAAUCUGAACUCACUGAAUCUUGACUACACUAAAACACUAACUCUCCAGGAGGACAGGGAGAUCUGGGCUGAUACUUGAACAUUGCCAGCAGUUUGAAUUUAUUCAGAAUCUUGACAAAAUGUCAACUGCGUGGCUGUCCUUGAUCAUACUGUUACCCCAUCUGAUGGGUGCAGGUGCAAUUGUGUGUUCAGAGAAGGAAACUUUGCUGAAUCCGAUCCCCAGGACUGUGACACAGCUAACGGACUGUUUGAUGGAGUGCACUCAGAUGACGUAUAUCAAAAAACUGCAGCUACAGGACAACCAUAAUAUAAGGCUCACAGAUUCUAGAGAAGGGGAUCUUGGGGAGUUCUGUUGGUCCACAGAGCUGAAAUGCACAGUUGGAGAGAGCUUCCAGCAGGCCUAUGUGGUGCUUCCUGUGGAUACAUCUACAGUCACACAUGAAAUGCUGGAAGUCAAAGCCACUGGCCCCACAGCUGAAGCACUAAACGCACACAACAGCCCCACCACAGUAGCAGACGACUGCGGCCUCCGCUACGAUGUCACACAGCGCUUCAGGAGUGAAACAGCGGGGACUUCAUUCUGCAUACAAGUAGGCACCCUGAAGGACAUCCUGGAGGACAAUGUCCUGAAAUGCCCUCCCUUUUUGGUCACCUUCUGGCAGAGAAAUACAAAUCAGUCCAACCAAGGAGGUGUCAGAUAAAGUCACAGUCACUGAUGUUGCUCUCAAAUGUUUUACUUAUGUAGAAGUACCAUUUCCACACUGUAAAAAUGCUCCAGUAAAAGUGGCUAUCAUGCAUUUCAAACGAUUACAAGAAUGUCACUAAAAUCUGGACAAAUGUACUUAAAGCUCUGGUGUGAAACUUUGGUUUAAUGUUGACUUUGCUGCCCCCUGUGGACAAAGCAGUACCUGUUAUUGCUUAUCUGAUUUAGUCUGAAGUGUUUGUUUUUUUCUUUGUCCAUUCAUAGCUCAUAAAGAGGCAUCACUGUAAUAUCUUUUUAUAAAUGACUAAAACUUCUCACAUGAGCUUUAAUGGUAUAAUAUGCAACUUCCAGUCUAGUACAUCUUGCACUUUAAAAACCAGUAUGUCCGACUACAAACUCCCUCAGCACCCCUCCUUCCCACUACAAUGAGUGUCUCAUUGUGGGCGGGGCUGUCUCUUCCCACCUGUGCUAACAAAGCCAAUAGAGUGCUGCAGGGAUGACUUAUUUUUGUAGGCCAACCCAGAAGGAAGCAUUACUCAGGUUCCAUCGACAAAACAAAUAAAAAUCUCUUAAGCUUGUGUUUAGCACAGACCUUAUCUCAAGCAUCUAACAAAAAACUGAUUCAUAAAUCCCACAGACUUAAGUAUGAUGGAAUCAAAUGUACUAAAAUUCAUGACCUUAAAGACUUAAUACUGCAGCACUCUAUGGUUGGGGGGUGAUGGGAUCAUAGCCUUCAUACUUAUCUAUCAUAUAAUAUCAUAAGUUCUCAUAUAAAUAUAUAUAUAUAUAUAGUAGGCACAUAUUCCUAAUUUGAGAAAUUAGGUUGUCAGGUAAUUUUUACAUAAGCUAAGAGUGCAUUUUUCCUCUGAAGUUUUGUAGAGUAAAAAUAUCAUAAAGAGAACUACUCAGCUACAUAAUAUUCACCUUAUACUUUUGCAAAUGCACUUGUGUAAAAGUAACAUUCCACAGCUGUAAUAUCUUUGACAACAAAGUAGCAGAGCAUUGAGGUUUUUUUUAUUUACCUCAAUGCUCAACCAGGGUAAAUCUUGUGUUUGUCAUAAUUAUAUCCAAGUUACAUGUACAUGUUAUCUUUGUUUAUUCUGCUUAACUAUUUAGAAAACGAUUGAUUUAGUUUGAUAUAUAUAAUUGAACUUGUAUUUAGCACCUUCAAACUAUUGCAAAGUGUUGCAAUACAUCAUUUGUGCACAACAGAUUUGUUUGGAUUUGCCAUGCAGUCUCUAGAGACAUAAUGCUGUGUUUGGAACACUAACAUAAUAUACAGUAGCAUGUCUUGUGUGUUUGUCUUGUUAUGGUAAACAUAUGUUGCAUGUCAUUGUGUUCUGCUUCAGCUUGGAGCUUCAAUCCUUCACAUGUACACAAAAAACACCUGUCUAUUACUUCUUCUGCUCUAUCAUAGAAAGAAACAGUGCCGCCUACUGGUUAUUGUGGGAACUUAAAAUUUCCAGGACCGUAGUCCUUCCCCUCCUGCAGCCUCUGGAUGGCAUGCUUGUUGCAGCAUUGUGUUUCUGUUCUCUGGAAUUCCUCACUGUGGUGUGCUAUGUAAAAUGUGAAUACAGCUGAAACGUUACCAGAAAUAUUUGUAUUUUUCAUCACCUGAGACAGUUCACACAACAAAACUUCUAUGUUGCAUUGCAAUUUGGCCUGGAAAUCUUUUUUUUUUUUUUUUCCAAUAUAGCAGAUUUAAACCCCAUUUUCAGCCCAUUAAUGAUAUUGAUGAAUGAAUAAAUCACAGCUAAUGCACACUAAAUCACCUCUUUAAAACUUGAUUUUCUACUUUUUAAAGUAAACAGGCUUCCUCUUAUAUAGCACUUUUUACAACACAGGUCACCCAUUCACACCAAUUCACACACUGAUGGUGGAGGCUGCAAUUUAAUCUGUCUAUCAAUAUUAACAAAUCCCAUCCAUAGACAUUUACGCACCACUGACAUAGCAGUAGCAAGGACUUAGGGUAAAAUGUCUUGCCCAAGGAAGUGUCAACAUGUGGCUGCAGGAGCUGGGGAUCGAAGCCGUGACUUCUCUCUUGACAAACAACACAUUUUAACACUGCACCACAGCCACCCCAACACAAAUUAGAAAAUAAUUUAACAACAUCCCAUAUUUCUGUCUAUGCAGACCCUCUGUGUCAUUUGAAUCUCAUGAAAAUUUUGAAUAUUUUGUAUUAUAUUGUUAAAUUUUGUAUGGCAUCAGUGUCCGGCUUUGUUGCCAACAGUUUACACUUACAUUAAUUUAUCUUGGUGUUUUGUUGCAAAAACAAUUAACAUAAAAUUAAAGAACACUCCUUACCAAAGAAUGGUAACCUGUAUAUAAAAAAAUAUAUAAAAAGCAAUAUUAAACGAUAAGGUAGAAAAUCAUAAAAAUUACAAAAAAUACAAUAGAGAAGGUGUAUAUUUUUCAAACGUGCAAAUAUCUUAAACAUAUUAUUAUAAGGCUAAAACAUCUCUGAAUUGUCUUCAUCUUAAUCCUUUGACUGUCCUGAGUCUCCAGGUCUAAAUGUAAGUGAACAGCUGGUGGCAGCAUUAAAUAACCAUCCAAAGUAAGUGUCCAAUAACAUGGCUGCAUUAAAUCAUACACAUUCCUUUAUCCAUACUCUUAAAACAGCAACCCAACCAGCUUGAUUUAAUUCACCACAUGACAGAACCGUUUUAUGAUGCACUUAGCAUGGUCGUCCUACAUGUCUUGUUGAAAUGUGUUCAGUGAUUCAUCUGUUUUCUGUUAUUGGCUGUUAAAGCUGCAGGCUUUUCUGGCUGAGUGUCAUCAAAUCCAAACUCACUCACCAAAACUGUCACAGAGGUGGCAAAGUGAGUCAGAGGAUCUACUUCAGUAUUUCUUGGCAGGACAAUGAAUGCCUGACAGGUCUAGAAGCUCUAAAUUUGUAGAUGUAAACAGGUAAGCUUAUCUAUCAACAACAUAGAUUCUUAAAAGGGUGUAGCAGAUGUUUCUUUUGGUGUAUCAUGUUUGGUUUGUUCAUUGCUGCUUAGUUUAUAGGAGUUGGCCAUUGUUUGUUUUUUUUCCAACAAGGACAUUUGGGCCUGUUUUUAUUUCAACUGUAUAUCAUUUCUGUAUUCAGUGAACAUCCUUUUGAUAAAUAUCCCUUUAAGGAGUUUCUCCACUUUUACUUAAGCUGCUGUGAGGAACUCAUGGUUUGUGCCACUUCUGGAGUACUCUGUGAUUUUAUAUUUGAUCCUGCACAUCUAAAGUAGUAUAUCUAAUUUUUUAGGUUAUUUUUUGAGUGGUGGGGGUUGCCUUUUCUAGAUGAGACAGCUGAAGAGACACAGGAAAUAUGCAGAGAAAGAAUAGAGCAAGCCAUGCACCAGACAAAGGCCAGGGACCGGAUUCAAAGCGGCAACCAGUGCGUUAAGGACUGCCUCUGAGUACGGCCACCUGCUCUACUAGCUGAGUUAAACUGGCACCUAUGAUAUUCAAAUUCUGAGUCAAAGCCAGGUGCAGAGACUGCUUAACAUGCACACAAUGCCUAUGCAAGUCUGGUGCGACUACUAUCAAACUGCAUUGGAGGUACUGUUAGCUUAGUAUUGAACUAAGACUAAAGAAACAUUUCUUAACCUGGCAAAUAAAUAAACCUGCACAUAGGUCCAAAUCCUAGGUUUAAAAAUGUCAUUUUGUAAUAACUGAAAGCACCUGUGACAGCUUGUGUUUAUUUUGGUGACCCCUGUGGACAAAUAUAGCCUAUAUCUCUUUUCUGAAGUUGUUCUUUAAAUACUUAGUAGUAAUCAGGGCCAGUUUACCCUUCUAAAAAAGUAAGGAAUUUAAACAUUGUAUUUUUGCUGUGCUUACAAUUAAAGCUCCUGUGAGGAACUUUUAGUUUGUGUUGUUUAUGUGUAAUUAAAAUACAAAAGUAGUCAGACUUGUCGCUGAUCUUGUUUGUUUUUGUUGGCUUUUAAAAGACAUUAUAUUCAAUAAAUUUUAAACCCAUUUUAGGAGCUUAAAUCCAGUUAAUAUGCAAGUAAAGGAUUUAUUUUUGGAGAGUACCAGUAAUUACAUUUUCUGUUGGCCUUUAUUAGCCUAUGUUGCAUCUGAAAGAUAAAUAUAAAGAUAAUACAUACAAUUCAUUUAAAGCAAAAUAAUUUGACUGUGUAUAGAGUUAUAUUACUAUACACAAAGUAGGUGUUUAUGUGUAGUAUGCAGUUGUAUAAAUACGCAGCCAAAAGUUUAAUCUGGACUCAUAGCACCACUCUGCUGUAAAAACAUAAACACAGGUGACUGUACCAUGUCAAACACGCAGGGGUAUUUGUGUAAAGUUUGGUCAAACAGUGCCUAGGAAGAAAACGAGUUGAUAAUGUAGCUCAAAAUGAAUGUAUUUGUCAUAUUUAUCCCCACACCACGCUUGUAAUUGUACAGCUGUCACGUUGGAGGUAUUUCAUCGAAAGUAUUUUCUGCUUUGAGUGUAUAAAACCAAGCUAGGUCCCCGGGUGGCUGAACAGAGUAGAACAAUCCAGCAGGCUGGGAGAGAGAGUGGACAGCCCAAAGACGCUCGGUUAGCAGACAAGUACCAAACAACGGCGGCCUGACAAGUCAUUUAAAUGACUUAAAUUAUCUCCACCGGUAAACAAUGUGACAAAGUGAGGAGGACGCCGUGGGGAGGACUGUCAGAAACACAUGACAACCAAGUUUGGUUGUUGUGAGAGGCGCACUAUGGAGUCUCAGCAGCCGAGUGUGUACAAUGAAGAAAGAAACAUUCUCCGACUCCGAGCAUGGGAACAGAGGAUCCAAGAGACAGGCCAGGUCAAAGAAAUGAACAGAGAGAGCGUGCCACUCUUUGGGCAACCAUACAAGACAAACAAAGGGGAUGAACUUUCCACUCGAAUCCAGAGGAUGCUGGGAAGUUAUGAAGAUGUGAAUAAUCCCCAUCCAAUUCCUGCAGAGCCUUUAUCCAUUCCUUCUUAUGUAACCUUCCCUCAGUCUGAUCAAAGUCUGACAAACACAGACAAACAAACACAACCUCCAUUCCACAGCCAGGUCUAUUACACGUCCAGCCAAAGUCAAAAAGCUCCACCUAGUAGCACUUGCUCCUCUCAGCCAGUGACAACAUCCUCUGCUUCUUCCUCCUCUAACCACUGUGGACAUUUAUCAGCUUUUUCAGCACAUCAGUUAAAGAAAAGCGAUGCCUAUUCAGGUCACAGGGAGCAGGAAACACCCUCUCAGUCUCCUGAUGUCAAACCACCACCACCACCAUUCUUCCAUUCCAGUGACCAUGAAAACACUGAGAUGGACACUAAGGAUACUUUUGAUCAGCAUCAGCUACAGGGGUCUACAAAUGACCCCUCCGAGUCUGCAUGCAUGGUGGAUGUUUCCACAUUUCCCCACAAACAGUCCCCCAAAGAUGCACCCCAGCCUCAGGGCAACAAGGGUAGUGCACUACCCUCCCAGACGUUCCCCUCACUCCUGUCAUCCAAGCAGACCAGUGUAGUCAUGACCCAGAAGCCAACAGCGUAUGUGAGGCCCAUGGACGGUCAGGACCAAGUUGUCAGUGAGUCGCCUGAGCUUAAACCAUCACCAGAGCCAUAUGCACCUUUACCAGAGUUGAUCAGCAAAUCUGACCAGGGCAAAAGGAAGAUACUGCCACAGUUUCUGGAGACAAGGAUAAAUGAAGCUCAGUGUGUGGAGGACAUCUUAAAGGAAAUGACCCACUCAUGGCCUCCUCUUCUGACAUUAAUAGAUGCACCUGACACAGCUGAGCCCUUCAAGUCCCCUUUUCAAACCAAGGAAGCAGAGCGUGUUUCUUCAUGUCCAAGUCAAAACCCAGCCCAGCACAUCCAGCAGAGUUCUUCAUCUUCCUUGCAAGCAGUACAUUCCAGAGGGGUAGAGUCCGCCAGCUCCAGCGACUCAGAGAGCAGUUCCAGAUCAGAGUCAGACAGUGAAAGCACCACAGAGGAGCCGCCCCAACCCUCAGCGAGCAACUCGGUCAAACCAAAGCCUGAUGCUCCAGCAGUGACCCAUGGAGACUGGCAGUUAGGGAACUGGAUCAGGUCCAGCCAGAGUUCAAAAACUGAGAGUCAGUGUGGAGCACAGGCUUCUGAGAGCCCAGCUCACAAACAGCCUCACCCAACACAGAGCACCAAGCAUUCCGCUGUGAAGGAGGUUGACCCCACCAAAGAGCUUAAACCUCAGGUGUCUUCUCACCAGAAGGAGUCUACCGAUGGCCUUGGAAAACCCCAGGUGUGCAGGGAAAGCCUUCAGGACAACUACAACCAGCAAAUUAGCCAAAAAUCUCCCUCUGUUGAUCGGAAGAGCUUCAGCAGUUUGAGAAAACUUUCAUGCAACACCAACUCCUCAAAAUCAGCAAAGACAGGCAGCUCAGAAGCUGCUCUUGAUGUGAAGUGUGAGGAUGUUGUUGUUACGAGAGACAAAGACUCGUGUUUCACAGACAGACCAAAAGUAAAGACGAAAACAGGAAACAGUAGGAAAAGAAAGGACAGUGGUGACGCUAAAAGAGACAGUAAAAGGACUUCUAAACACACGUCACUCGACAAGCGAAAGGCUGAAUCAGAGCCGAAUGUCAUGCUUAACCUGCACGGUCAUUGUCCAUCAUGCAGGGUUCAAUAUCCUACUCCCUGUUCAUGUCCCACCCAAAGUCCUGCUCAGCCGGACCAUUUGUCUGCUGCCCCAUCUGUCAGAAUCAAAGCAAACUUGGAAACUAUCUGCCAGAAGGGCACCAAAACUCCCCACAAAACAACCCAGAAACACUCAGGCCAGAAUGAGGCUGAAAGCAAAAAUACUCCCAAGCCUCCUAGAUCCCUGCUAGUGAGAAUUGAUCUCAGUUUGCUCUCAAGAGUUCCACAGAUGUCCGGCAACCACCAGGAAAUGCCCAGCAAGUCCAAGAGAUCCGUCAUGGUCAUAAAGCAGGAUGGACGCUGCAGUGAUGUAAACACAUCACUCAGACUGAGCAAAACCAGCAAAAAGAGUAUACCCCAAAAUGUUGAGGUAGAAAAUAAAAAUGUUCCCAGGAAGAAACAAAGAUUGGAAAACAAGAAUACCUUAUCAAGUCAUCCAUCUGCCAAACUGGAAAGUUCCAGCAAUUCAACAGAAAAUUCAGAGGGAAAGAAGACAAAGAAAAAUCCUUUGCAGCGUCCUAUAAAACCAAAAGACUCUGAAAAGAAGUCAAAAUUACAGGAAGCCACGUCAGGAGAGACUCAGGGCAGCAGUAAGAAGGCCGUAAAUGCUGAUUCCCGGAAAAAGAAAAGGGGCAGUCGGAAGCACACAGAGCACUCACACUCUGAGAAGAAGCUCCCAAAGAGCAGCGUUGCAGCCCCCUUACAGUCUACCAGGGAAACUUUGACCAAAAGGCCCUUGCUCCAGUUACAAGACAGGCAGUAUCCUGUGAAGCAUUAUAUUAAGGAGGCCAAAAAACUGAAGCAUAAAGCAGACGCAGAGUCUGAUAAGCUCACCAAAGCUUUCAACUACCUGGACGCAGCCAUGUUCUUUGUUGAGAGUGGGAUUGCCAUGGAAAAAGAUCCUCAGAUUUCAAUGUCUUCCUAUACAAUGUUUGCAGAGACGGUGGAACUGCUGAAGUUUGUACUGAAGCUUAAAAACUCAUUGGACUCCUCAACUCCGCCAUCAGAAAAGGACUUUUUAGCGCUAUGUCUGAAGUGCCAGUCUCUCCUGCAGAUGGCCAUGUUUCGCCACAAACAAAAAACUGCACUGAAGUACUCGAAGACUCUCACUGAUCACUUCAGUAUCUCUGCUCAGAAAACACCUGACCCUCAAACAUCAAAAUCCUCGGAUACACCGUCCCCUGUAUCCAGUCUGCCGUCUCCAGCCAACACAUUCACCAGCUCAGGUCCUGCCUCCAACCACAGUGGUAGCGGACUGGUUGUAGACCCCAUCAGCAGCACAGUGGUGGUUCCUCAGGCCAUCGAACAAGUGGCUUUCACCUAUGUCAACAUCACCACUUUAUUCCUCAGCGCUCAUGACAUCUGGGAGCAGGCGGAGGAGCUGGCACACAAAGGCAGUGGUUUACUGAUGGAGCUGGACACGGUCAUGGGUCCACUGCGUCUGACAUCCAGCAUGAGCUCUAUGGUGCGGUACACCAGACAGGGGGUUCACUGGCUGCGUCUAGACAGCCUGAAGGUAAAGUGACCAACAAACUGCUGCAGAACACGUGUUGACUCUUCACUCUCUCUCUCUCUACACGUCCACUUCACUUCGGUGAGUCAAACACUGAGCUGGACUCUCCCUCAGAGCGUGUUCUGGCUGUGUCUGUCUAUGGAUAUGAACUCAUCUCAUCCAUAAAAAGGUGAAAACAGAUGUCAUCUCUCGUGUGUCCUUACAGCUGAUCGUUGCACUUGUUUUUCAUUACCAUGGCCACUUUAUUGUUUCUCUCUUUCUCUCUGGCACUUUUAUAAACGCGGAUUAUGUCUGCUGUAAUCCAGACAUGUCAUGUCUUGCACAUUAUGUUCCCUAUAUUGGCUUUUACAAGUUGAUCCUUUAUUAUUUAAAUGUAUUUGAAACUACAUCAAGCUUAUCACUUUGUUGCUCUAUGAUUUGGCCUUAUCCUGAUUUUGGGUUCAUGUACUGACACAUUUCUUGACUAUCAGCAUAGCUUUUGUUGUUAAUCCUGCUGUCAUAACAAGUUUAGAAAGGCUUUUGAGUAGGCAGAAGGCAGGAGAGCUAUACAUGUAAAACUUAACUCCCUGUUAGACCAUUAAUUCUAAUUUAUUUCAGUUCAUCUCUCCAUAAAACAAGAUCUAGUUCUGUUGUUUAAUUAAAAAAAAUUGGAUUCAGGGAUUAUGUUUUUUUUUCUGAUAUUCUGUUUGUUCAACACAAAUCGGCUACAAUCCCGAUGAGAAUUCAGGUGUUUUUGUAGAGCAGAAUUUGCACCAUCUAAUGUGUCCUUAAAUUUUUGCCUGUAGCUCAAUCUAAGGCCGUGUUCUUACUGAAAGUGAAAUCAUCUGUUGUAAUCCAUUUCGAUUAGAUUCUGCAUUCAUGUUUUGAUAACACCUGUCUGCACAGAUCAGAAAAAAACGACAAAAAACACCGCUUAAACUCCAAGUGACCCUAAAUCUCAGAGCAAGAAAUUUAAGACAAAAUGUUGAGCUGCACGGCAGAAGUCUGUGUCUGCCACUGAUGUUGUAGUCCACCUACUCACACUUGGCAGUUUACAGGACAAUGAAAAUGGUGGCGCUUUCAAGAGUGUGUACUCUGAAACCUGUUGUCAGACAUACUAAAGGCAGUUAUGUUAAUUAACAGCCAAAAUGCAACCAAAGAUUGACGGUUUUCCUAUGACAUUGUUGUUGUCUGUGUAGGAAUUAGCAGCAAACUGAAAGAGCGUGCAAAGUGCCAGCUAUUUAUAAAACCAGGAUUCACUUAUAUUCAUGCAUUUGACCAGAAUGCUGCAUAUGCUUUUCUUUAUCAUGUUGUAAUUUCUGUAUAACUUCUGUAACACUGAACAAAAAUAAGCCAGGUACCGGGAAAAAUUCCAAAUAUGCCCCUCUGUUUGCUCCCUCAGGAUGAAACACACAUUGAAUAUUGAGUAAUGAUUGUGAAUGUAGUGUCUAACAAACAAAGCUGGACACAUUUAGAUAAAAAUUAGUACAUGAAUCAUGAGAUAAGAAGACAAAGCAGGCAAGAUGUUGGACACUUUUACCUUAAAUGGAAGCUGAACAGUUUGCUUUUUAUCAAUCAGUUAAGAAGUGUGCAUGUGUCAGGUGUUGGAGCAGCAAAGGUGUAAAUUUAUCAUUUAAGCCUAAACUGUUCAUACCAAUGCAGAGAGCUUCUCGGUCUUCUUCCACUGAAUGGAACUGAAGCCAGAAUAAUCCUGCAUUAAUAUAUUUCGCUGGUGCCAUUGGAGUUGGGACAGGCUCAGAAGGGGAGAUGACUGUUUGAACCGUACACCUCCUUUACUAACGGCAUUGAACUUGUCAGUAAAACAUGGAAGAAAUAUCUCUUAUGCUGGUACAGUCCACAACAGAAAGUACUCUUCAGUUGUUCUAAAGCAGACGUGUUUAUUGAAAGUUCAGUGACUGUAUUGAGUUGUUAUUGCGUCUUCUCUUCCCUUUCCUCCUCUACUGUGCAAAUUAGGUUGGCAACACUGCAUCUGCCAACAGUUGUAAAACUAAACUACUCAUAAAGAUGAAAUCUGGAUGAAAAUUUGCAUGAUGACAAUUCACUAUCAUAGUGGACUCAAAGUUUUAGAAAGAAAUUACUGGACAUGUAUCUUAACUUUUAUAUUUUGGCUCAUUUGUUAUCAUUGAGGAGGCAGGGGGAAAUCCAAAUAUCCUGUAUUUACUCCCAGGAGGGAGUUUCUAUGCCUAUCAAUCUAUGAUCCGUUGUCUUUCUAUAGCUUGCCUGUCGCCACACGCUCCUGUGACAUUUUGCCCCACAUCUUGUGUACGAGUGUCUGUUGAUCAUGAAUUUCUGACAUCUGAUGGACUGCUGACUCAUGUUUUGGCUCAGGGAUGUGGCAGAGGUAACUUGGCUGACAAGUAGCGACUAGAGAGGUUUUAUCACUAUCAUCCUGUUCAAAAAGAGAUGUUUGCACUUGUGUUCUCUUGGCAAGACCAAGAAAAGGAGGGAUGAAUUAGCAUUCCUGGCUUUCUUUGGUUUAAGUUGUGGAUGUAGUGGUUCACUUUGGCCAUUUUUGAGUUACCUUUCAAGUGAAGUGGAGCUUCCACAGUCUUUAAACAAAUCUGAAACUACAGUCGUGUUUUCUUUAUUUGUUUUUGCUCCAGUAAGCUGCUCUCCUCGGUUACAGACACUUUAGUUGAGCAGCAAAAAUGUUCAAUAGCAAAACGUUGACUUAAUCUGUAAAUGGCCAAAAGUAUAGCUGACUGAAGUAUGCACUUUGUUUUAGUAUUAGUAGUAAAUUUCAGCGUGUUAAUGAACACAAGACAACAAAGUUCCCUUGUGUUUACUCUUUGUUUGCUGUAACUUUGACUCUAAGCAAUAAAGCAGUUUUGUUGGCUCACGUUUUUUACUAAGGGUGAAUUAUUCAUACACUGGGGGACACAAAUAAUAAUCAGUAUGAUGUGGAGUUUAGAUUAGCUUUUGGCAUGUUCACCUGUAUACUGAGUUGCUGUGUCUGUAAUAAAAACCAUCAAAGGGCUAAAUGAGGAUCAUUAAAUGGUCCUAACUUUAUUUUCUGACAUAAAUAACAAAGUGGUACUUUUUAAUUAAGUAACAAGUUCACCAGUGCUGUGGCGUCUGAGAUUCUUUUUUUUUUCUGCCACAGAUGUCUUCACUACACAUGAGCUAAAUAUGGCUUCCAACAUUCAUGAACAGUGCAUUGCCUUCUUUUUUUGUCUUUUCCAACCUGUGGCUUUAUUUUCAUCAUUUUUAACUGUUGGUGCUUAAUUUAUGAGUUAAUCUGCAACAAGUUUACACUUCUUGUCCAAAUAAUUAUUUACUGGAAAAAUGUUCAGAAAGAUUUUUGAAGGAUGCUUUCUUUCUUUUGUGAAAAAUGUAAAUAAUUUGUGUUGCAGUGUACAGAGAUGAAUAAACACUGGAAAAUAAUGUCUUGUUGUGUACUGUUUUUGAAUUUUUCUAAAACAAACUUAACAGUAAAUCACAGUCAGCUUUUAUAAACAGAAAUGUUUCAAGUUUCUGUAAACAUUAUAAAACCACGGCCAUGUUUACAUGGAAACAUGCCACUCAAAAUGAAUUCAAUUUUUUUGUUUUUUAGUCUCAAAAAAAUUUUGCGGUCAGACGGUAAUGUUUUGAUGACAGAUGCUCAUAAAUGGCAAAAAUGCUCUAGCACUAAGGCAAGGCCAGUAGAUGGCAGAAUGACUUUGCAAUGAAACAAUACGCAUAUCUGCGUCCUUCCAAUAGUUCCUAUCUGCAGACACAGGCAGCAGCUCCAGGACCAAAGUUUCAGGACUGCAGGACUAGGACCCCCUUUUUUCGUGACUGCGCCACCCAGCAAAGUCAAUGAGCAUUGCAGUUAAACAAGUUGCCAAGGGUUGCAUGCUGGGCAAUCUGUAAUCACCAUAUUUAGUUCAUAAUCAGGUAAAACAAAAAUAUUAGAUUAAGGCAGAUAUUUAAAAAGGUUCAGGAGGCAGGACAUACUCAAGAUUAUAUGAAUCUGAAAGCCCUAUAGCUUGGGAUCUAUGCAAACUACUUCAUGAAUGACCUCUUGUAAUGACCCCCUUUUAAUAUCUAUUUUGUUUUUUAUUUUAUCUUUACUUUAUUAAUAUUGAUGUUUACCUGUUCAGUCCGACAGCCAAUAGGAACUGAGUUCUUAAAUGUAAACUGUGCCUUGUUUGA
This is a messenger RNA of Cheilinus undulatus (humphead wrasse), 13069 nucleotides long. It is a transcript of the gene aff1, whose product is annotated as AF4/FMR2 family, member 1. NCBI's taxonomy places the organism in Eukaryota, Metazoa, Chordata, Actinopteri, Labriformes, Labridae. Gene Ontology annotation, biological process: regulation of gene expression. Gene Ontology annotation, cellular component: super elongation complex; nucleus. The record is from RefSeq and is a predicted model, not a curated record. The transcript is spliced from 20 exons. The coding region runs from base 5468 to 8947 and encodes 1159 amino acids.